AUGAACUCAGACAAUUCACGGGUUGAUUUAAUCCCACUUGGAAGCUACAAACGUAUGCUCGUAAAGCAUCCGAAAACUUACACUGAUCAUGAGCUUACCAAAACCGAUUUAUCUCGCCAGCACUGCAGCUCGUACCGUUGUAUCAUUAUCGUGAACGAAGGUAAGGUUGUCACGUUAUGUUUUGAUAGCAACGUUAUUUUGCAGCAUAACUUAGCUAGUUAUUCGACAUGGGCAAUGUUGGCUCGGGAUCAGCCACCAAACUCGCAAUAUCCGUAUUUGGAAAAAUUCAACCAUAGGAAUCUUUAUGGGGUUUACCCGUUCUACAUCGCCAUUGAAGCGGACCACAAAGCGCACGGUGUACUCAUAUUGAACAGCAAUCCACAGGAAAUAACAUUGGGUCCAUCACCUCAUCUGAUUUAUCGCACUAUUGGUGGAAUGCUCGAUAUGUAUUUCUUCCCAGGACCGUCGCCGAAAGAUGUCAUUCGACAAUAUCUCGCGCUCGUUGGAAAUCCUGCGCUACCAGCUUAUUGGGCACUUGGAUAUCAGGUUUGUUUCGUCGUUUCAUCGUAG
This is a messenger RNA of Anisakis simplex (herring worm), 570 nucleotides long. The record is from the annotation of a GenBank genome assembly. Lineage: Eukaryota; Metazoa; Nematoda; Chromadorea; Rhabditida; Anisakidae.